GUCCCGCCCCCAACUCAAAUGUUUGGAGGUGAAUUUAGGAAGUCGGUGAAAGCGUUUUAGAGAGGAGAGUCGUUGAAGAAGCCUUCAACUCAACAUAAACUCUGUGAAAGACAUGCUCCGUGUUUGCUGUUGGUGGUGAGUUCACGGUGUCUAGCUGUCAACGGAAACAUGGCUGUGUUGCGUUCCUGGUCCUCGCUGUUGUGGUUCCUUGUUGUUGUGACAGCUGAUGUGACUGAAGCCGCGGGGAGGUCUAAGCAGCGGAUGAAACUGACCGACGAUGGGGGCCAGGUCUGCGAGUCCCAAGACAACACGGUUUCGUUUAGAGCCAGAAAAGGCUCCGCUCCGCGGAUCUCCGCCGGGCCCGAGCCGGGGGACGUCGCGGCCGCGUUCAAAGUCCCAACUCUGGAUGGGGAGUUUUCCUACCAGCCCGGAGCUCUGCGGGGAUCUGUGGUCAUUCACGCCUUCACCAACAAGUCCGGGUUUCUGGAGUGUAUGUGGAGCUCGGAGUCGUCCCUGACCAGCCUUGUGCAGGACCUGCCGGACAGCACACAGGUGCUCUUCCUGUCCCUGGACGACUCUGCGGUCAGUGAUGCUCUCUGGAUGAGGGACCAGCUGCAACGGGCCGCCAUGCACAGUAAGAAGGAGGUUCUGUCCAGGCUUCACUUCUCUCCCGUGCCCGUCUUCGCUCUGGGAAACUGGAUCCCCAGCGCGCUCUACUACUGGAGCUGCAUGGGUCACAACCGUGGCCUCUCCCAGGCCGUGUUCACCUCCGAGGGGUGGAACAUGCCUGUAAUCAUCAAGAGACUAGACGCCAGGUAUGAUUGGCUGAUGGGACGUUGGGGUCAGAGGUCGUAUCAGCUGAUCGAUGCGGGGAACGGAUGUGACCCUUCCCCCUCCGUGGCGGGAGCUGUGGCCUGGGUGUCAGAGGGCAGCUGCUCCUUCUUCACUAAGGUGCAGAACAUGGCCAAAUCCAACGCCUCCGGUGUCCUCGUCUAUGCGCUCCCUGGUAACCCGAUCCAGGACAUGAACUGUGUUGAGGAUGAAUGUUAUUCGCGGCUGGGCAUCCCAGCUGCCAUGGUGCACCUGGAGCCUUCGGUUGCUCAGGCGCUCAGGUUGGGACAGAAGGUCAACGUGUCCUUCCAGACCACUCCGUCUCCAGACUUCUUCCUCAGUAUUGACCCACAGGGGGCGCUGGCCGAGAUGGGCUGGUUCCUUUACCCCUCGUUCAGGUUCAUCAACUGGCAGGCGCAGUGGUUUGAUUUCUACGCAGAUCUGCACACCCAGCUUCAAAGUCCGGCCAAGGUGGUUCCUGUCUUUGACAAAGUCCAGAUGCAGGGGGAGAAAGGAGCGGUGGCUACAGUCGACCUGCCUCUAGGUUUGUUGGACUUUGACAGGCUGGAGCUGGAUGCGUCGCUGUCGUGUCCCAGCAGGAGAGACUCGUCCUGCGCUCAGUGGGAUCACACGGUGCAGCUGUUCGUCUGCUGCGAUCACCUCAGUGUGUACUGCAACAUGGAGCUGGGCCGAUGGAUCACCGCCUUCCACAGAGGCAUUGGUCGCUGGUUGACAGAUGUGUCGCCCCUCUUCCCCCUGCUGGACAGCAACAGAUGCACCUUCACCAUGAAGACCGUGCCCUGGGCGAUGCCGUGGAUCGUCUCCCUCAAUCUGAGAUUCAGCAACCAGACAGAGCAACAAUCCAAAACUUUGAGUGUCACAGGUAAUCGCGUGGAGAAGCCCCGCCCCUUCAGAGUGAUGUCACUGUACAGUGGGGGCACCUUCGACAAAAACUACAACAAGGGAUUCCAGCCGAUCAAAUUCCCGGUCCCGGCUUCAACUAAAAAGGUGGAGCUGUUCGCCGUCAUCACGGGCCACGGCAGCGACGAGUACGGCUGCGGAGAAUUUUGUGUCACCUCCCACCACUUCUUAGUCAACGCCGUGUUCAACAAUACCCGCAUCUUUGAUUCUGCAGGAACCGCUCUGGGCUGUGCCAUGCGAGUGAAAGAGGGAGCGGUACCGAACGAAUACGGCACGUGGCUGUACGGACGAGGAGGCUGGUGUGACGGACUGCAGGUCGACCCCUGGAGGAUGGAUAUCACCAAACAGUUGGACCUGAGUGGAUCCGACUCCAACACCAUCGUCUACUUCGGUUUGUUCGACGGCAAGGAUCCUAAUCCGUCUCAGAAACCAGGAAACAUCAUCAUGUCCUCUUUUCUUGUCUUCUACAAAUGACCUCGCACUGUAAAAGUCAACUUCCUGAAUGUCGAUCUGCACCAGUGAACGUGACACUGAAUGUACAGUCAAGUCAGAGAUUAAAUUUCUAUUUUCCUACUGCUUUCA
Seriola aureovittata is the source of this 2334-nucleotide messenger RNA. RefSeq lists its product as uncharacterized. The record is from RefSeq and is a predicted model, not a curated record. NCBI's taxonomy places the organism in Eukaryota, Metazoa, Chordata, Actinopteri, Carangiformes, Carangidae. The transcript has 12 exons. Gene Ontology annotation, molecular function: oxidoreductase activity, acting on paired donors, with incorporation or reduction of molecular oxygen, reduced ascorbate as one donor, and incorporation of one atom of oxygen. The coding region runs from base 169 to 2226 and encodes 685 amino acids.